This is a messenger RNA of Prunus avium (sweet cherry), 1736 nucleotides long. RefSeq lists its product as uncharacterized. Gene Ontology annotation, molecular function: protein binding. The record is from RefSeq and is a predicted model, not a curated record. Lineage: Eukaryota; Viridiplantae; Streptophyta; Magnoliopsida; Rosales; Rosaceae.
AUAUAGACCUUCGCAUAUUGUCCAGCACAAGGUAAGGUAGAACAGCCCACUGCUCAUAACAGCGUAGCCCACUACUCAAUUCAAUUCUCAUCACUCUCUCUCUCUUUCACUUCAAUUCAACUUUCGUUCAGCGUCCCAAAAAAAUAAAGAAAGAAGGAAUUAAGAUUCUUGGCUCAACUUUCUUCUUCCUUCAAACUAAAACCUGGUUCAGUUCUUCUUCUUGCGGAUCAAACUCAUUGAAUUUGUCUGAGGCUGAGGGAAUGAUGUUUGGGUAUUUAGGUAUUUGUGCAGAGAAGCUUUGUUUAUUUUGCGCAAGAGUACGAGCAUUCAUUCCACCGUUUUUGUCUUCUCUCUUUUCUUGGAACUUCAAUGGCCAAAAAUAUCUAACCCACCUUCAGAAGCUUGACCAGAUUGAUCAACCAAGAUGGGAGGACUUACCUCUGGACUGUUUGGUGAUUGUGUUUGGAGGAGUUGGUAUGAGGUCGUUGCUCUUAAAUGUUCCUUUUGUGUGCAAGUCAUGGCACAGGGCGAGCCUCGACCCUUCAUGCUGGCAACGUCUCAUUUUUAUUGACACUGAAACUGAGAUGGACCUUGAAACUCGUCAAUUUUGGUGUUGUGAUAAUGAAAUUGAAGCUGAUAUUGACAUUGAAUCUGAUCGUCGCUGUUUUGAGGCAUUGAUGAAUAGAUUUGCAUGUCAAUAUGGAAUGGAUGAUAGUUCUUUUUCUGACACUGGAUUUAUAAAGUUCGUAUUCAAUCGUAGCAGAGGACAUGCAACUUUCCUGAGGCUACCUGGAGUCUGUCCAGAAGCUGCAAUGAAAUAUGUUGGGGAUGUGUGUCAUGGACUCAAGGGUUUGUCUUUGCCUAGACGUUUACUGCUUUGUUCACCAAGCAUCGUUGCAGAACUGAUUGGUAAGUGCAAACAUUUGGAGUUGUUGUCUGUUGGGGGCAGCCAUAAUUUCGAGGAGAUCCUUUUGCAGUUCAGCAUGGGCUGCUGCAAGAAUUUUCUCAACAUGGAUGUGCCAGCUGCUUUAAGGAAUAGGGAAGGGAAUAAGAAUGUUCCUGAUAUUAUUCCUAAUGUUAGCUUCUUAAGCAGCUAUAAUUUUGAGGAAAUCUUUUCACAGAUCCACAUUCACUGCAAGAAUUUUUGUGGUUUAAAUGUGUCGGGUGCUUUAAUUAGAAGAGAAGAUGUGUUGGCAAUUGUCAACUUGCUUCCUCAUAUUAAGUACUUAAUCUUGAGGAAGUCAUUUAUUGAUCGGGAUGAUCUUGCCACAUUACUUCAAGGCUGCGAAGAACUUGUGCUUUUGGAUGCAAGGAAUUGCUGUGGUUUUGAUGAAGGUGAUGUUGAAAUAUCAGUGCUUGCUUCUCAUAUUGGUAAGUUCAGCUGUGAGGGUUCUAGAAAUGUUGACCCUCUUCUGUGGUUGCGUAGUCACAAAUAUAUUUAGACAUUGAUGUGAGUGUGCUUUUCAAGCAAAGCAAAGCAUACCCUUAUUAGCUCAAGUGUUCCUUGUCCAGUUCUUUCUUAACGGGGUUCGAUAUUUUAAAUGCUCUUUCCAUGACAACGAAGUGAUUGAUGGUUGAGAUUGAGAAUUGUUUCCAUCGGGUAGUGACAGUUGAGAAUUGUAAUUCUGGCAACAUUGCAUUCAGUUUGUUGGUAGGUUUGAAGGGUUUAUGUAAUAGGAUACAGACUUGAACCUUGGGUUGUGUAAUUGUCUAAUAUAAUAGAUAUUAUUGUCUGA